Messenger RNA from Amyelois transitella, 670 nucleotides. RefSeq lists its product as uncharacterized. Bases 139 to 618 code for a protein of 159 amino acids. The transcript is spliced from 4 exons. NCBI's taxonomy places the organism in Eukaryota, Metazoa, Arthropoda, Insecta, Lepidoptera, Pyralidae. The record is from RefSeq and is a predicted model, not a curated record.
CGUAUAACAAUAACGUACGUAUGCCAUGUAGUGAGUCCCGAGAUGGCUCACCGUUAUCACAACCGUAUCAGUGAUAAGAGGCAGUCGACGUGUGCCAGUCGCCUCAGCAGUACGAUGAUUCCACCUUAACUAGCAAAAAUGGAACAAGAAACUAUCAUAAUAGUGAGCGUGUUCAGCGCUGCGAUAGCAGUCCUGCUCAUCAUCAGCAUAGUUCUGUGCAUCCACGUCUCCAAGCUCCGGAAGGUGGUGGGGGAGAUGCAGGCCACGGGCAGGAUCAGAGUACAAAAGCUGAAGAUGAACUCUGACAAAAACCACGCGUUCCACAACCCAGCCCUGUCUCCGGACGAGGAGUUGUCGCGUCGCGGCUACUCCAUGUACAUGCACGAUGACGUAGAAGCCGGCAGGGGAUCCGCCUACGACCACAGGGAACGAGAGCGGCAGACGGGCGGGCACUUCGUAGAGGACCUGACGCGGGAAUUGGAGAGCAGGCAGCAGAAGUCCUCCACCGCGCCCCCCUUUCUGCUGCAGAGCAUCGAAGAGAACAAACGGAAAAGCCGCGGCGUGAAUCCGCUGGCCAAUGGCAGGCAAAGCGAGACUAACCCGAAUUUCAUCUACUAGCGAUUGGUCGAAUUUAGAAUUUGAAUUUGGAAUGUUCGCGGCCCCAUUGCAA